Acyrthosiphon pisum (pea aphid) is the source of this 3006-nucleotide messenger RNA. Its product is annotated as dynamin-1-like protein. Gene Ontology annotation, molecular function: GTP binding; microtubule binding; GTPase activity. Lineage: Eukaryota; Metazoa; Arthropoda; Insecta; Hemiptera; Aphididae. The transcript is spliced from 2 exons. The record is from RefSeq and is a predicted model, not a curated record. Gene Ontology annotation, cellular component: microtubule; membrane; cytoplasm. Bases 24 to 2066 code for a protein of 680 amino acids.
CAGGCGCGGUGCAAAAUUUAACAAUGCAGUCACUUAUCCAAAUUGUAAAUAAACUGCAAGAUGUUUUUGCAAUAGUUGGUGAACAACAAAUGGUCGACUUACCACAAAUUGUGGUAGUGGGAACACAGAGUUCUGGUAAAAGUUCUGUGCUAGAAAGCAUCGUAGGAAAAUCAUUUCUACCUCGAGGAACUGGUAUAGUUACCAGAGCGCCAUUAGUCAUACAAAUGAUUAGGUAUACCGAAGAAACAAGAAAAUCAAUGUUAAUGUCAAAUAACAUUGAAGAGAGUGAAAACAUUAAAGAAUGGGCAGAGUUUCUACAUAAGCCUGAUUAUUUUUUUUUCGAUUUUGAUUUGGUACGCAAGGAAAUUGAAGAUAAAACAAACAGUCUUGCAGGAACUAAUAAGGGCAUAUCUGUUAACAAAUCAAUUGUAUUGAAAAUCCAUACUAAUCGCUACGAUCUGACUUUUGUAGAUUUACCAGGUAUAACAAAAGUGGCGGUUGGAGACCAACCUGAAGAUAUAGAUGAACAAAUACAGAAAUUGAUUAUUUCAUAUGUAAAGCAAUCCAAUUCAAUUAUUUUAGCAGUGGUGACUGCGAAUACGGAUCCGUCAACAAGCGAAAGCCUUCAAAUAGCGAAGAAAAUGGACCCAGACGGCAUCAGAACAAUAGCAGUAGUUACGAAAUUGGAUAUAAUCGAUAAAGGAACGCUUCAAAACACUAGUGAUUUACUGUGCGGUCACAAUAUACCAGUGAAACUAGGUAUCAUCGGUGUGGUGAACAGAAGUCAACAAGACAUCGUUGAUAAUAAAUCAAUGGAAGCGACGCUAUCGGCAGAAACAGAAUUUCUAAGAUCUAAUUACCCAGAUAUAUGUACGAAACACGGAAACAAGGCGUUAGUUCACACUUUACAGACGGUUUUGAUAACACACAUAAAAAAAGUUUACCCACAACUUCGAAUUCAACUGGAGGUAAUUAAAAAUAAACUGGAAAGACAACUUUUGCCUUUGUGUAAACCUGAUGACCAAAUAUCGUUUUUAGUAGGACUCUUAAAAGAUAUUAGUAGGUCGUACGAAGACAUUAUUAACGGUGAUCAAAACGAAAUUUCGGUUGAUGAAAUUGUGGGCGGUGCCAGUAUCGCACGAAUAUUCCAACAAAAAUAUUUAAAGAGAAUAAACGCUAUAGACCCCCUUCAAGAUUUAUCAGAUGAAAAUAUUGCAAAUAUCUUAUCAAACACAUCGGGCACUUACCAAUGUACUUUUGUCAAUGAAAAGGGGUUACAAAAAAUAUUAAGACGACAAUUAAAUAACUUAAUUGAGCCGUCGUUGGACUGCGUAGAAUUGGUGCGCUUUGAGAUGUUAAAUCUUUUUAAUGCCAUUGACGUCAAAUUGUUGGACACACUUGGACGAUAUCCGCAACUCAAAGAAGAUGUACGAAAUGUGUUUGAGAAGUUGAUGUACAACAAUUUGAAUAGGACCAAAGAAUUUAUUGCAUCGUACAUAGAAUCUUAUCAGGAGUGUAUAAAUACAGCAAAUCCAGAUUUUAUUUUGGAAAUAGUAAAAUCCAACGAUAAAAUUCAAGAAGAAAUUCUCGCAGCGGUAAACAUAAAGAGGCACGAAAGUGAUUAUAAACCAGAACUAGUUUUGGGCCCAACCGGGAUGCCGAUUUUUCCGAUACCCGACAGAAUGGGGCUAACCGAAAGAUUAACAUUUAUUAGAAUUCAAAUGUUGAAUCAAUUAUUAACAGGUCUGAAUAACCAGGAUGUACCCCUGGAAUCGUCUGAACAAAUAAAAUUGCACAGAUAUUUAAGUCAAUGUUAUUUUGAGUACAUUAGGAAAAUCGUGCGGGACUUUGUUCCUAAAAGAAUUAUCCACAAAAUGGUAAAUUCGUUUUUAAAAGACCUCGAUAAAUGUUUAAACGAAGAAAUAUUUCAAACUUAUUUAAAAGAAAAUAAAAUUGCUGAAUUAUUUUUAGAAGAAGCAAAUAUCAGGAAAAAAAGAAUAGAUGCUGAAACCAAGUUGGAAGCCGUUGGAAAAGCGUUAAAAAAUAUGGUUGAUAUUAUAUAUUGACAAUUUAUUCUUUUAAAAUGUAUAAUUUUCUUUAAAUAUAAUUCAGAGUAAAAAUAUACAAUAACUAAUCAUCAAUAUCGUUUAUAAAUUUGAACUUAUUUCUAACGCUUUUUUUUUAUUAUUAUUAUUUAACUAAGAAUCAUCAUUGUGAUUAUUAGUCGACGAUUACAUUAUUUACACAAUACAGUAUAAGUUACAUUUACGUACAUUAAAUUACAUUAAUCUGUUUAUAUUUGUUCACUGAUUUACUUAGAUUAUAAAUUAUUAUAUAAUAUUAUUAUUAAUUAGAUGAUGAGUUAAGUUAGGUUGGAUUUAGAUUUCAUUGUACUUACUGGCGAAUCGUAUAUUUUAUUCUAUACAUUUUUUAAGGAAUAAGGCCAUAAGGCUGUUUUAUUUCAUGUUACAAAUUUUGUAUUGUUCGUAAUGUUCUUUUGCUUACAAAUGUAGGCUAUUUUUAUUUAUUAUUAUGUUCAAUCAAUUUAAUUUAGGUAAUUUUAAUUUUUAAUGACAUUAUGUAAAAAACUAAUACGUAGGUAUAAAUAUUUUACAUAUAUCUACGAAUCUUACAUUUUGGUGGUAUAUAAAUAAUGUUUAAAUGAAAAAAUAAAAUAUUUUUUUAAAUUAAGCAAAGAAUAAAUUAUAUUAUAGGACCUAUUAUGUUGAAACACUCUUUUCUAAGAAUUAAAUCCUGGCCACACACAAAAAAUGUUAUCAAAAUCGGUCCGGUCGUUUAAGAAGAGUUCAGUGAUUAUACGCGUGGGCGGAAGAAAUAUAUUAUAUAAUAUAAAGAUAGCUGUUAGGUAUAUAAUAUUGUGUGUACCAGUGUACCUAAUACAGUAAUAUACCUAGCGGCUAGCAUUGAUUUUAAAUACUAAAUAGUAUUUAUGGUGUAUUUAUAUCAACCUAAUUUGAUUUCAUGAUUAUAUUAUACUUAAUUAUU